Molecule: messenger RNA, 1425 nt
Organism: Penicillium samsonianum
Lineage: Eukaryota; Fungi; Ascomycota; Eurotiomycetes; Eurotiales; Aspergillaceae
Product: FAD-dependent oxidoreductase
Exons: 2
Coding region: 1-1425 (474 amino acids)
Biological process (GO): secondary metabolite biosynthetic process
Molecular function (GO): FAD binding
Source: RefSeq, a predicted model, not a curated record
AUGACACGUUCAACAGAAACCCCAGAGAUCGCCAUUGUCGGUGGCGGCAUCGUAGGCCUUGUCCUGGCCGCGGGUCUCACUCGUCGUGGGGUGCAGGUAAAGUUGUUUGAACAAGCACGCAACUUUCGCGAGAUAGGCGCUGGGAUAGGAUUUACACGUAACACUGUCAACUGCAUGGAAAAGAUCAGCCCAGGUAUAGUGCGCGCGCUGCGAUCUGGAGGCUCCGUCAAUGUGUCCUUGGACCAGACGGACCCGAAAGCGUACCUGCGGUAUAUCAAUGGGUACGGGAUACAGCGCGAAGACGACCCGAUGUACCAAAAGCCGUUGCUCAGACUGGAUGCGGGCGUCAAGGGGUGGGAGACUGUACGUCGAGACCAGUUUCUAGAUGACUUGGUCAAAGAAAUUCCAGAGGGAGUGAUUCACCUCCAAAAGAAACUGAGCAUGAUUGUGGAUGAGGAGGAUCGGGAUAAGGUUGUGCUGCAGUUCACCGAUGGGACUAGUGUCCAGGCAGAUGCUGUCAUCGCUACCGACGGUAUCAAAUCUACUGCGCGAAGACUCCUCCUCGGAGAAGAUAACCCGGCAUCGUACCCGCAGUAUAGCCACAAAGUCGCCUAUCGAGCACUCAUUCCCAUGGACAAGGUCUCCGCUGCCAUCGGCGAAUACAAGACCCACAAACAGCACAUGCACGUUGGACCAAACGCGCACUUGAUCCACUACCCUGUCAACACAAACACCAUCGGCGCAACCGUGAUUAUCUCCGACCCCAACGACUGGCCGCUCGACAAGCCCACCACCGCCCGUGGAUCCCGCAAGGACGUGUUGGAAGCUCUCGCAAACUGGAGUCUCCCCGUACGCAAUCUGGUAAAUUUAUUCCCCGAAGAGCUCGAUCAAUGGGCACUGUUUGAUCUGGCCGAAUACCCCGUGCCGAAAUACAACAAAGGUCGUGUUUGUCUCGUGGGGGAUGCAGCGCACGCAUCCAGUCCACACCAUGGGGCCGGAGCGUCCUUUGGAGUGGAAGAUGUGUUGUGUCUGUGUACGAUGAUCCCGGAGCAGACAGGUCAGUUCAGUUGGGAGCGGAAGGUGUCGAAAGGCGAUGCACUGCGUGCUGCCUUUGAGACAUAUGACAAGAUGCGACGAACACGGACGCAGUGGCUUGUGAAUAGCAGUCGGCGGGUAUGCGAUCUGUUCCAGCAGCCUGACUGGGCAGAUCCUGCUAAGAGAGUGAAAGCAGAAUCGUGCUUUGAGGAAGUUAAGGAUCGAUCCUUCCAGAUCUGGCACUUUGAUUCUGGGAAGAUGGAGGAGGACACUAUCCGAGAUUAUAAGGAGAGAGUCGGGAUGUGGGGGAAGACAAAGGAGGCAAACGGAGUCAAUGGCAAAGCUAUCUUAGAUACGUCUUUGGAGCCUGAGUGGCUUUUUUCGGCUUAA